Messenger RNA from Didymella exigua CBS 183.55, 2721 nucleotides. RefSeq names its product DNA polymerase epsilon subunit B. Gene Ontology annotation, molecular function: DNA binding. Gene Ontology annotation, biological process: error-prone translesion synthesis; DNA-templated DNA replication. The coding region runs from base 129 to 2543 and encodes 804 amino acids. Lineage: Eukaryota; Fungi; Ascomycota; Dothideomycetes; Pleosporales; Didymellaceae. The record is from RefSeq and is a predicted model, not a curated record. The transcript has 2 exons. Gene Ontology annotation, cellular component: epsilon DNA polymerase complex.
AGCGUCACGCGUCGCGAGCGCGUCCAACGUCAAGCAAUCUGCUUCGCACUACCGUAGGUACGCGGCACGCGGCGGCCUGCAACGGGCAAUUCCCCGCAUCGCUCCAAGCACACACACCGCAGCACGACAUGGCGACAGCGCGACGACCAGAGAAGCCCGCGGCGACGGCCGCGAACCCGAUUCCCUCGUCGUCGCCCGCGUUCGGCACGCCCGUCCAUCCCAUCCAGCCCCGCCGAACAGCGCCCAUCCGCGCCCCGCCCGCCCUGCAGCCAAAGGGCAAAUCCACCGUUCUGCCCAUCCUGCUGCCGCCCGCGACGCUGCGCCCGCUCGCCUUCCGCACCUUCACCAAGAAACACAACCUCACCCUCACGGCCUCGGCGCUCCAGGCGCUCGCGACCUUCAUCGGGAAGCACUGCGGCUCGGGAUGGCGCGAGGAGGGCCUCGCCGAGAAGGUGCUGGAGGAGGCGGCGAAGAGCUGGAAGAAGUGCGGCGGCCAGGUCAUUGUCGGCGGCGACACGGACGUGUUCAAGGGGAUCCUGCGCACGCUCGAGGGCGCCAUGGACGGCGGGCGGGUCGCCCACGGCUCGAGUCUGGGCCGGCAGAGCAGCUUCGUCUUUGGCGCCGAGCAGGCCGCGGCGUCGAGACCCGCGCUGGACGCGACGAGCAGCUUCGGCAUGUCGCGGCUCGACGUCGAGGACAAGGACGACGACGAGGAGCUGCUGAAGGACCCGCGGGAGUGGCUGAGGGUCAUCGGAGCGUUUGAGCAGCCAAAGCAGGUGUACAAUGCGUCGCAGAGGCAUUUUGAAAAAUGGACCGCGAAACCGUCGCUCUUCGCCGAGCCCUCGCACAAGACGGACCUCUUCCGCCAACGAUACCACAUGGUGCACCAGCGCAUCCUGCGCAACGAGACCUUCCAGGCCCCGGCCGCCAGCACGGCUCGGUCGGCGGCGCUGAACAGGACCGGCUCCAUGGCCACGCCCCAGACCAACACCGUCACGCCCACGUCCCAGACCAACGCCGUCACGCCCACGCCCCAGACCAACACCAUCACGCCCACGUCCCAAACCAACACCAUCACGCCCACGCCCCAGACCAACACCAUCACGCCCAUCGCCAAUCUGCUCGGCCGCACGGGCAGCACGCACUUGGUCCUGGGCAUGCUCGUCGUCUCGCCAACCGGCGCCCUCUCCCUCUCCGACCUCACGGGCACAAUAGCGCUGGACAUGCAGCAUGCACGGCCGGUACCGGAGAACGGCGCCUACUUUGCGCCCGGCAUGAUCGUGCUCGUCGACGGCAGCUACGAAGACGACCGCGGGAUGGCGUCCUCCAACCUCGGCGGCACAGGAGGCAUCGGCGGCACCAUUGGCGGCAAGCUCCUCGUCUUCUCCGUCGGCCACCCUCCCUGUGAGCGGAGAACGGCGACUCUGGGUGGCACCGACGAGCGCGACAAGAGCAGUCUCCAGGGCCCAGCAUUCGGCUGGACCGACUUCCUCGGGGUGGGCUCGCAACGAGCCACGGGCUCGCGCAUGACGCGCAUCUCGAACAAGGCGAUGACGCCGACCGCGGCGCACCAGAUCGUCGUGGCAUCAGACCUGCAUCUCGACUUGCCCUCGACGCUCAGCGCCCUGCGCACCCUGCUGCGCGCCUACUCCCCCAGCCCGUCGAACCCCCACCCGACCUACCCCCUCGCCGUCGUCCUCAUGGGCAACUUCUCCUCCAGAGCCACGCUCGCCGGCGUCCCGCAGGCCGGGAGCAUAGAAUACAAAGAGCACCUGGACGCCCUGGCCAGCGUGCUGUCCGACUUCCAGCCGCUCAUCGCACACACGACCCUCGUCCUCGUGCCCGGCGACAACGACGCCUGGCCGUCGGCCUUUUCCGCCGGCGCCGCAACCCCGCUGCCGCGCAAACCCGUGCCCGCGCUGUUCACGAACCGCGUGCGCCGCGCCGUCGCCGACGCAAACCGCGAGGUCUGGGGCGCGGGCAAGGCCAAAGGCAAGGAGGGCGAAGUGCUCUGGACCAGCAACCCGAGCCGCAUCUCCGUCUUCGGCGUCAAGACCGAGCUGCUGCUCCUGCGCGACGACCUGGCCGGCCGCCUCCAGCGCACCGCCAUCCGCUUCCCGCGGCCCCCGCCAGACAACGACGACGAGGAGAUGCCGCCCGCGCCCCCGCACCACGUGAGCGAGGCCAUGGACCUCGACGUGCCCGCCCCGCGGCCGCUGGACCCGCCCGUCGACGCGGACACGCAGACGGCGCGCGCGCUGACGCGCACCAUCCUCUCCCAGAGCCACCUGAGUCCGUUCCCGCUCAGCGUGCGGCCGCUGCACUGGGACUUUGCGCACGCGCUGGGACUGUACCCGCUGCCUUCCAGCGUCGUGCUGGCGGACAGCGAGGCCCCGCCCUUUGUCGUCAAGUACUGCGGUUGCACCGUCAUGAACCCGGGCCCGAUUGAUGCGAGUCGCGGCAGCAAGGGCAGAGAGGGGCGCGCGCGCUGGGUCGAGUUUGACGUCCGCACGCAUGGCGGUCUUGUGCGCUGCGAGGGGUGAGUGGGAGGCAUGUCCAUGUAUCGGCGCGAGCAGCCAGCGCCGAUGAAGCGUCUCAUGCUCGUCGGGCGCCGAGUGGUGAGCUGGAAGGAAGGCGGUCUCGGUCUCGGUCUCGGUCUCAGUCUCGGUCUCAGUCUUGGUCUCGGUCUCAGUCUCAGUCUCGGUCUCGGUCUCGGUCUCA